AUGCUUGCCUCCAAGUUGUUCAUAGGUCGCUGCACACGUUCCGGAUUGCGUUUCUUGCAAACACAGCGGAAUGUAGCGGGUGGAAUACCACCUCCACUCAAGGGUGUCAAGAUCCUUGACCUGACGCGGGUGCUCGCAGGCCCUACCGCGACCAUGCUACUUGCAGACUUAGGGGCAGACGUGAUCAAGGUUGAACAGUGUGGAAAAGGCGACGACACGAGAACGUGGAACGCUCCCUCAGCCCCUCUUCUUUCUUCAGCCGAUCAAACUCUUCCUCCCGAAUCCGCCUACUUUUUAGCAGUCAAUCGUAACAAACGUUCCAUCACGAUCAAUUUCAAGUCGGAUGAGGGUAUUGCUAUCUUGCACAAGCUCGUCGCCCAGUCUGAUGUACUUGUGGAAAACUAUAUUUCCGGUAAACUCGCUGAAAUGAAGCUGGGGUGGGAGGAUUGUAGGGAGAUUAAUCCACGCUUGGUGUACGCUUCAAUUACUGGCUAUGGACAAACCGGUCCGUAUAGAAAAGCAGCGGGCUAUGAUGUGAUUAUUGAAGGUGAAGCGGGGUUGAUGCAUAUAACAGGUGAACCCAACCGUCCUCCGUCCAAAGUAGGUGUAGCAGCCACCGAUAUCGCUACUGGUCUUUAUGCACAUGGUGCAAUCAUGGCCGGACUGUUAUCGCGCCAGCAAACUGGAAAAGGCGUUUGGAUAGAUUGCAACUUAUUCGAGACUCAGAUCGCGGGAUUAGCAAACAUAGCAUCCAACUACUUGAUCGCCAACAAAGAGGCCUCCAGGCACGGUACUGCACAUCCAUCGAUAGUCCCUUACCAGGUUUUCCCGUGUAAAGAUGGCUUUAUCAUGAUAGGCGCUGGGAAUGACAGGCAGUUCACAUCGUUCUGUACCAAGAUUCUCUCCCGGCCCGACCUUCCUGAAGACCCUAAGUUCUCUUCCAACAUCGUCCGCGUUCAGAAUAGGGAGGAGCUUGUGAAGAUAAUCACUGAUAUCCUCAUGACGAAGAAUCGCGACGAAUGGCUAGCGAUGUUUGAAGGGAUCGGUGUUCCGUACGGACCUAUCAACAACAUUCGGGAGACUUUCGAACACCCUCAGGCAAUCGCAAGGAAGGUGACAGUGGAAGUAGACCAUCCACGUGCAGGUAAGAUAAAACUGGUCGCACCGGCUGUAUCAUACAACGGAGAGAAGAUGCCUGUUCGUUUGCCGCCCCCAUGGCUCUCACAACAUACCAAUGAGGUCCUGGGAGAGCUGGGAUACUCGGAAAGCGAGAUCAAGAAGCUUAGAGAAAAGGGUGUUGUAUAG
Messenger RNA from Desarmillaria tabescens, 1305 nucleotides. RefSeq names its product CAIB/BAIF family enzyme. The transcript has 10 exons. Gene Ontology annotation, molecular function: catalytic activity. The record is from RefSeq and is a predicted model, not a curated record. Bases 1 to 1305 code for a protein of 434 amino acids. Lineage: Eukaryota; Fungi; Basidiomycota; Agaricomycetes; Agaricales; Physalacriaceae.